Messenger RNA from Condylostylus longicornis, 1797 nucleotides. RefSeq lists its product as uncharacterized. The transcript has 7 exons. The record is from RefSeq and is a predicted model, not a curated record. NCBI's taxonomy places the organism in Eukaryota, Metazoa, Arthropoda, Insecta, Diptera, Dolichopodidae. Bases 1 to 1797 code for a protein of 598 amino acids.
AUGGAUGAUGAUGUCUCUGUUGAUUUUUAUUUUAGACAUCUCACUUUCACUGAAGAAGCAAAUUCUCUUCAACGUAAAGUUUCGAAGCUUGAACGUUCGCUCUCAUCGAUAUCAACGAGUUUAAAUGAUGGAGCACUCCGAUCACUUCUUGCCUUAACGCUGAAAAUUGGGAAUUAUUUAAAUUACGGAUCAAACAAAGGCUCAGCGCGUGGAUUUUCACUAGACUCUUUGACCCAAUUACGGACAGUGAAGAGCGUUGAUGGGACUACAAAUUUGCUAAGGUCCGAAAUUCUGGAUUGGAGCUUAUUUAUUGCAGAAACAGUUGAACGCCAAAAUGCUCAUUUCUGGAUAGACCUUCGCGAUUCUAUUGGUGGAGCGCAGAUUGCGAUGGACGUGUCUUAUGACGAUAUUGUCGUUCUCUCAAACCAACUGUCCGCCAAAAUCACAAAAGUUGAGAAAGAAAUCGAAAGAAUUGGGAAUAGCGGAAACGUGGAUUGCGAUGAACAACCGUUUUUGAAUGUCUUUUCACAAUUCGUUCAAUUUUCCCGUUCAGAGCUUCUAUCAGUUCAAGCAGCGACAAAAUCUAUAGAACACAAACUUCAAACUCUCUUGAAGCUGUUUGCAUACAAAGGCAAGACUCCUAAGGAUGGAAUUGAACUUGUUAAACGUUUGUACAAAUUUUGGGUUGAAUUGUACGCUGCUCACAUGGAGAAUCACGAAAAAGAGCAAAGAGCACGCGAACAAAUGUUCCGAAUGGCAAAACGAAACCUAGGAAAUCAAACUGCUCGUCCGUCGCGUCCGUCUGAUACGGACAAACUCAAAGUUCCGCUGACGGCUCGUCCUUCGAAAAUGACGGAUUGCACGUAUCGAGGGUCUCAACAGAUACCAUCCCAAGGCUCAAGCACAUCAUCAUCCCCACAGUCUAGAGGGUCCCGUCCGGUGCAACCGUCACCAAACAUGGUCAUUCCUCGUUCACCUCCAUCCAACCCUUCGCCUUCACGACACUCCACCCCAUUUCAGUCGGAUACCAAACACCCUCUAGAUUUGACUUCAUCUCAAGCUUCUACAGUCUCAACAUUCACAUCGAAUCGAAAUGACAAUUGGACAUCGAGACCAAUCAAUGGAUUGGCGACUGUCGGAGAAUUCGAACAGUCACGUGAAUCAAGUCGUUCUAUCUUCACCAGUCGACGCGCGCAAGAACGCAACGCUUCAGAAUGGAAUACGUUCCUUCCGACAUCUGGCGUUCAAUCCAAUCGAUCCCAUCAUGAAGAUGGAAUUCCUUCAAGGAACGCCGAAAAAAAGCGACUUCCUGUCUGUAGAAGGAGACAAGAGGAGAUCUCUAAUGAACUUGUGACAUUUGAAUUGCAUGCAAAUGAUCUACAAAGCGUUUCAUUUUUGAAGGAAUUUCACUACGAAGAACCACAACAAAUUUGUUCUACCAAAAUCCGAUUGGAUCAACAAUCAGUCAGGAAUCCAUCGGCACAAGAAGGUCGACGCGUUCCACAAACGCUUGAUCGGUCCAUGCACAAAGGACCAGAGAAGUUUCCGACUGCAAGACCACACUAUUCACCGACUGCAAGACCGCACUAUUCACCGACUGCAAGACCGCACUAUUCACCGACUGCGAGACCGCACUAUUCACCGACUGAUCGGACUGCAAAUCACUUCGUAUCUCCCAAUCAUGAAGAGUCGGAUAAUCAAAUCAGAAGAAGAGUCUUAAAUUCUCUAAGUGAUGAGGCCAAGCGAAGAUCGAGUAAUCCCUACAAAAAGAUUUCAAAAUUAUUUCACUAUUCAUAA